This is a messenger RNA of Suillus plorans, 522 nucleotides long. RefSeq lists its product as uncharacterized. The transcript has 2 exons. Bases 1 to 522 code for a protein of 173 amino acids. NCBI's taxonomy places the organism in Eukaryota, Fungi, Basidiomycota, Agaricomycetes, Boletales, Suillaceae. The record is from RefSeq and is a predicted model, not a curated record.
AUGGACUCCGUCAACGCAUGGGUAGUUGAAAGCCAAAAGACCGAGCUGAAGAAGCUCAAAACCAUUCCGAACACCAUCCAAAGUAUCUUCAAAGAUGUAGGUCGAUCCGCAGUUGAUCUUGCGCUCCCUAUCAGUGAGCGGGGCAAAGAGUUGGUGCACCAGAAGAUUUACAUUGAUAGCCUCUGCAUUGGCUUCGCUUACCUCGACGAUCCAGACACUAAUGCAGCGUUUGGAAACCCUGCCCUCUUCCGCAUAAUCAGCCGCGUAUUGCACGAGAAGAGGUUGUCCCGCUGGAUUGACCCAAACAAGCGGGAUCUCAACAAUAUCAUUGCAUUCUCUGGCACAAUCUUAGUUUGGGCACUGCAGGAGCAUGCUAACGGCUUGAACGGCAAAUCAGAAUUUGUCGUCGAGGACAAUAGGGCAACAUUCGAUUCAAUCGUCCAACGUUUGGACAGCCUGUCGCCGUCGCAGAGGGCAGCUGUAGAUAAGCUCGUUGAUGAUAUUUUUGCCGAGAUGCAGUAA